Fusarium graminearum PH-1 is the source of this 432-nucleotide messenger RNA. RefSeq lists its product as uncharacterized. The record is from RefSeq and is a predicted model, not a curated record. Lineage: Eukaryota; Fungi; Ascomycota; Sordariomycetes; Hypocreales; Nectriaceae. Bases 1 to 432 code for a protein of 143 amino acids. The transcript has 3 exons.
AUGUUUUUUUUUUCGAUAACAAGUUUAAUCACGGAAAAUGGUAUUUUAAUCACUGAGGCAUAUGUUGCCCUUCCUCAACAAACAACCCACAAUGGGGACCCCCUCUCUUCAAAGGCCAUCCGAAAAUCCAUGCUAGGUGUUGCAGCCAAGCAAACCGUCGUCAAAUAUCCUGGUAAUCAAUCCUGUACCCCACGAUUUAUCCAGCCGUCCUACUGCACCAAUUACGACUCGACUUUCUCUGACACCAGUUCCUCCUGCGGUAAUUGGGUCUCGAUCUGGGGAGAAGAGAGGAGGAGAAAAUGGAAGCUUCCACCUAUCUGGAUCUGGUCUAGGUACUGCAACAGCUGGUGGAAAACGGCGGCUCAAUUGCUCGAGCUUCAUGACCUCGGCCGUUUGAUUGACUUCACUAUCGCUGUCAGUGGAGAAGGUUAA